AUGGGAGGCCGCAGUUUCCUGUCGGCGCUGUUGGUGCUUUGUGCUUGCACUGUCCUUGCUGCUGCUGCCGACGCAGCUGCUUCCAAACUGCCCAACUCGGUCACACUUUCCUAUGAAGUGAUCGGAUCCUCCUCAGUGAAGCCACUGGCUACCGUCUUUUACGACCCGAGGACGUCGAAGCACACUCUGUCAUCAUGGACUCCUCCCUCUCUAGACUCACUCCAAUCUACGACACCUGAGCCUACCUCCUCCAAGCUCCUCCGCAUUCUGCUACCGAACGGCAGCUCGACGAUAACGACGUUGGACACAUUCAGCGACAAUGUCUACAAGAAGAUUGAUCUCUGGAUCUCUCCCGAUGACGGCUCAGUCUUCUCGGCCUCCGUCUCCAGUCUCUCACCUCCACCGUUAACCCCGGAAGAGGAACGCCAUAAGAAGAAAGUCGAGAGGGCCAAGGCAAAGGGGCGGCCUAUACCACCUCCACCUCCAAUCCCGAAGACGAAGAAAGCAAGAGAAGAAGCCGCCGCUAGAGCUGCCAUGCAUGAGCCUAUCCGAGUAAAUCUGAUUGCCCCGAGUCCUGGUCCGUCGCCGGUUCUAGCAACAAGAGCUCCACCUCAGGUUGAUGCCGAGGGGAGGGAAGUUCCACAAGAAGAACAACAGGAGAAGAGCUUCUUCCAGAAGUACUGGUGGGUGUUCUUGAUCGCCACAAUGUUGAUGAUGACAAGCGGAGGCGGCGAGAAAUGA
Cladophialophora yegresii CBS 114405 is the source of this 741-nucleotide messenger RNA. RefSeq lists its product as uncharacterized. The record is from RefSeq and is a predicted model, not a curated record. The transcript has a single exon. NCBI's taxonomy places the organism in Eukaryota, Fungi, Ascomycota, Eurotiomycetes, Chaetothyriales, Herpotrichiellaceae. The coding region runs from base 1 to 741 and encodes 246 amino acids.